CUCUCUCUCUCUCUCCAUCAAAUAUGGAAAUCAAUCUCUCUCUCUCUCUCUCUCUCUCUCCCUCUCUGUUAUUCUAUAUCUGUAUUUGUAAUCCAGCUUACAUCUCUCUCUGUCUCUCUCAACGCACUGCCAAUCUCAAAUUGCAUGCAUACACAGUUGGGUCGUUUUAAAUGAUGACUUCAAUAGCAAUCAACAAACCAUAUCACUCUCCUCUCUUCCUUAUCCCUUCAUUCCACAACCACCAUACCCCAACUUCCAAAUCCAUACCCACUCUCAAACUAGCACCACAAUCACCCUCCAUUUCCCUGCAAAAACCCACCAAUUUAGAAGAGAUCAGGCAACUACAAGCUCAUAUUCUUCGAACCCAUUUGCCAAAAUGCAAUUCCUUUGAACCCCAUAAUCCAAACAUUGCAUCUCUCUGGAACUCCAUUAUCACUGGCUACACAAAAAACAAUCGACCCGAUAAAGCCAUCAAUGUUUACCAUGUCAUGAGAUCAACAAACCUCAGUUUAGACACAUUCACCCUCCCCUCGAUCUUUAAAGCUUGUGCCUAUCUAUCUGCAAUUCAACAAGGGAAAGAAAUCCAUGGAUUCAUCCUAAAAACUGGCUUAAAUUGGGAUAUUUUUGUUCAAAAUUCACUCGUAAACAUGUACUCUGAAUGUGGGUUUGUGGAAUAUGCAAGGGAAGUGUUUGAUGAGAUGAUAGAGAGAGAUGUGGUCUCAUGGAGCACAAUGAUCGGUUGCUAUGGUCAUAACCGGUGUUUCUCGGAAGCUAUAGAUCUUCUCAAAGAGAUGCAGGCAUCAGAGAUGAAGCCUAGUGAGAUAACACUGAUCAAUUUGAUCAAUCUCUUUGCUGAUAUGAGAGUUUUGAAGAUUGGAAAACAAAUUCAUGGUUAUGUGCUUAGAAAUGCCAGUUCUCAAAUGCAUAGCCUUCCAUUAAACUCUGCUCUGAUAGAUAUGUAUGUCAAAUGCAAGAAUCUAAAGUCUGCCAGAAACCAAUUUGGUGGUAUGACACAACGAAGCAUAGUUUCAUGGACCAUCAUGAUGGUGGGUUAUGUGGGAUGUGGGGAUUUAGAGGAAUCUGUGAAACUCUUCAAUGAAAUGAAGGAAGAGAAAGUCGAACCCAAUGAAAUCACGAUGCUAAGUCUGCUUUUAGAGUGCGGGAACAUGGGGGCCUUAGAAAUGGGCAAAUGGGUCCAUGUCUAUUUAAUCAAGAAUGGGUUUGAGAUGUCUGUUUCUUUAGUGACUGCCCUAUUGGAUAUGUAUGGGAAGUGUGAAGAAACAGAGAGUGCGAGAAGCUUGUUUGAUACCAUGCCUCGAAGGGAUGUCAUGGCAUGGACUGCGAUGAUUUCUAGCUAUGCAAAUGCAAAAUGCAUGGAUCAAGCAGUCCAACUCUUCAGCAAGAUGCAAGAUCAUAAAAUGAAGCCUAAUCAAGUAACAAUGGUUAAUUUACUCAUGGUUUGUGCUAGCUUAGGAGCCCUUGAUACAGGCAAAUGGAUCCAUCUUUACAUUGAGAAACUUGGGGUAAAACCAGAAGAUGAUGUUGUUCUAGCAACCGCUUUGGUUGACAUGUAUGCGAAGAGUGGGGACAUAGAAAGGGCCCAGCAAGUGUUUACCAGAGUCCCCAACAAGGAUAUAUGCAUGUGGAAUGCCAUGAUCAGUGGUCUAGCCAUGCAUGGCCAUGCAAAGGAAGCAAUCUCUCUCUUCUCAAAAAUGGAAGCUGAGAGAAUCAAACCCAAUGACGUCACAUUUGUGGGGGUCUUGCAUGCAUGUGGUCAUUCGGGGAAGGUGGAUGCUGGACGCAUGCUUUUUGAACGUAUGGUUCAUGAGUUUGGCAUCAUGCCAAAAGUUGAACACUAUGGAUGUAUGGUGGAUCUUCUUGGGCGAGCUGGCAUGCUAGAUGAUGCUCAUGACAUGAUAAAUGGGAUGCCCAUGAAGCCCAAUACCAUAGUAUGGGGCUCUCUAUUAGCCGCGUGUAAACUCCACAAUAAUCUUGGUUUAGGAGAGAUGGUGGCUAAGGAGCUUCUUGAACUAGAGCCUAAUAAUUGUGGUUAUCAUGUGCUAUUGUCUAAUAUAUAUGCCAAAUCAAAUAGAUGGGAUGAUGUUGCGGGAGUGAGAAAAUUGAUGAGAAAGAAAGGAAUAAAGAAGGAGCCAGGGUUUAGUUCUAUAGAGGUGAAUGGUUCCAUUCAUGAGUUUGUAAUGGGGGAUAAAUCACACCCCCAAACAGAGGAGAUACAUGGAAUGCUAGAUGAAAUGAGCAAUCGAUUGAAAGAGGCAGGCCAUGUAGCCAACACUUCAGUGGUACUGUUAAAUAUAGAAGAAGAAGAGAGAGAAACGACACUUACUUAUCAUACUGAGAAGUUGGCCAUAGCUUUUGGGCUUAUCAGCACAGCUCCAUGCACUCCAAUUCGGAUUGUGAAGAACCUUCGAGUGUGUGAUGACUGCCACUCCGCAACUAAGCUUAUAUCAAAGAUUUACGGUAGAGAAAUUAUUGUUAGGGACCGAAACCGCUAUCAUCAUUUCAAAGAAGGAUCCUGUUCCUGUAGGGAUUAUUGGUAACGGAAAAUUUAAUCUUUAUUUAUUGGUUCUCCCCAAAAUUAAUGUUUAUAUAAAAAACCCAGCUCAAGACAAAGUUAA
This is a messenger RNA of Amborella trichopoda, 2636 nucleotides long. The record is from RefSeq and is a predicted model, not a curated record. NCBI's taxonomy places the organism in Eukaryota, Viridiplantae, Streptophyta, Magnoliopsida, Amborellales, Amborellaceae.